AUGGCUCUUGCUCUUCCGCUCGGGAAGCUGACCGUUCUCAUCGGUGCAGGACUUGUUGGGUCUGUGCUUGCUAAAGAAGGGAGCUUACCAGAUGUCUCGAACUUGGUCUCCGGUGCUUAUAAGCUUGCAUUUAGGCAACUGAAACAAGAAGAACCUGCCAAAUCAGCCACUAAGCCCCACAAUGAUACACUUCUUGCUCAGGUUAAUAGUCUUAGGCAUGAAUUGCAGUUGCUGUCUUCAAACAGACCUAUCACUAUUGUUACCACAGCGGGAUCAGGUGGUAGAAAGUAUGGUUUCAUCAUUAUUAUUGGGGUGAUAGGCUACGGAUAUGUAUGGUGGAAGGGCUGGAAACUUCCAGAUUUUAUGUUUGCGACAAGGCGCAGCUUAUCAGAUGCAUGUGAUAAUGUUGGCAACAAGAUCGAUGGUUUUUACUCAUCUCUCUCGGGUACAAAACGGGAGUUAAGUUCAGAAAUUGACAGGAUAUGUCAUGAUGUGGAUGCAAAUACAGAAAUUAUUCACGAUACAGCACGAGAGUUGACUCAACUACGGGAUGGAACAGCAAAUAUGAAGGAUGACGUUAGGUCUGUUUUUGAUGCUGUUGAAACUCUGGCAAGCAAAGUCUAUCGCAUUGAGGGAAAUCAGGAUAUCACGCUUAAAGGAGUUGGAGCUCUGCAUGCUCAGUGUCGAGAGAACAGAAGAAUUCAAGAGUCCAAUCAGGCUUUGCCAUCAACUUCAUCAAUGCCAGCCAUUGAGGCAGCUCCUAUGACACCAUCUUCCAGGACUCUGAGUUUGCCUCCUAUUUCUCCCUGUGAAUCACAGUCGCCGUCAACCCCUGAUGAACAGUCACAUGGUCCACUUUUGCACACCCAAUCUAUGUCUGGUUUGAAGGACAUAAGUGAAAGCUCUAGCAGCCAGGAGACUUUUUCAGGGAAAGCAACGGCUAAUGGUGCAUCAGGCUCGAGUUCAGGCCUCCUUAGUAGGUUUUCAAUGCCAAAGAUAGUGAGGACUCUUAGUGCGGUCAACAAAGUACCUACUAACUGA
Messenger RNA from Microthlaspi erraticum, 1041 nucleotides. The record is from the annotation of a GenBank genome assembly. Lineage: Eukaryota; Viridiplantae; Streptophyta; Magnoliopsida; Brassicales; Brassicaceae.